UAUAUGUGAUCAGGAAUGCAUGCACUCUAAACUCCAUAGAGUCUUGCAUUCUGUAUAUCAUACACUCUUCCAUUCAGUAUAUUUGUGACCGUUUAAUUAAAAUCCACGGAUACUCUAUAUUUCAGAAAAAGAAAUUACUAUUUUUAUUGAAUUUAAAACAUGAUCAUGAAAUUAAAUCUAAACCAUUCGAUCUUAAUCAAAUGACCACAAAUGUAUUGAUCGCAGGACUGCAUGCAAUCUAUAUAGUAAUUAUUUUUUUCCACCCAAACUCUAAUAAAAGCACACACCACACUACACAUUUCAGAAAAUUACGAUCAAAUGCAACCAACACAGCCUUAAUCGCAGUUGCAUUGCAGGUUUAGUGUCAUGAAGAGAACAAGUGAAUGGAAUUAUUCCCAGGAGAUUCCAAGUGAUGUCACUAUUCAAAUUGGUGAAGCUUCCUAUUCAUUACACAAGUUUCCAUUAAUUUCCAAGAGUGGAUACAUAAGGAAGUUCAUUUCAGAAUAUAGUGAUGCUGCUGAAGUUCCAACAAUUGAACUCUUUGAUGUCCCUGGUGGAUCAGAAGCAUUUGAACUAGCAGCAAAGUUCUGCUACGGGAUAAACUUCGAAAUAAGCGUCGAAAACAUCGCUAUGCUUCGAUGCGUAGCAGAGUAUCUUGAGAUGACAGAAGAUUAUUCAGUUGGAAAUUUGGUUGGAAGAACUGAUUCUUACUUGAAUGAAGUUGCACUCAAGAGCUUUUCAGGUGCAAUAUCUAUCUUACAUAUAUCAGAAACACUUCUUCCAAUUGCAGAGAAAGCGAAAUUGAUUAGCCGAUGCAUUGAUGCGAUAGCAUACUUAGCAUCCAAGGAAAGUCAGUUUUGUUCAUCUGGUAGAAGUGAUAGUAGCAAUGAAAGAAUGAAUUCUUCCACUGCAUCUCAACAGAGACCAGUUGUUGAUUGGUGGGCUGAAGAUCUAACAGUUCUCAGAAUUGACAUUUUUCAAAGAGUUCUAGUUGCAUUGAUGGCAAGAGGGUUUAAACAGUGUGGUAUUGGUCCUAUUAUAAUGCUUUAUUCACAGAAAUCUCUCAGAGGUUUGCAGGAGAUAUUUGGAAAGGAAAGGAAGGAGAUUGAACCACAACAAGAGUAUGAGAAGAGGAUUAUUUUAGAGACACUAGUGAGCCUUAUGCCAAGGGAGAAGAAUUCAAUGUCUGUGAGCUUUCUUUCUCUGUGGCUUAGAGCAGCAAUAUAUCUAGAGACAACUGUUGCUUGCAGGUUUGAUUUGGAGAGGAGAAUAUCGAUGCAGUUAGAACAAGCUGUUUUGGAAGAUCUUCUUAUUCCUUCUUAUAAUUCAUUUACCGGAGACACAUCGUUCGAUGUAGAUACAGUGCAAAGAAUCAUGAUGAAUUACCUUGAAUCUGAAAUGGGAAAUCAUUCAGCCUACAAUAAUGCAGCUGAUGAAUAUUAUGCUCCUCCACAAAGGGAUAUUGUUCAGGUUGGAAAGCUAUUGGAGAGUUACCUUACUGAAAUAGCCACCGACAGAAACUUAUCAGUUCCAAAAUUUAUCAGUCUUGCUGAAUUAAUUCCUGAACAAUCAAGAACAACAGAAGAUGGAAUGUAUAGAGCCAUAGAUAUCUAUCUUAAGGCUCAUCCGUUUCUAAGUGAUACGGACAGAAAGAAAGUUUGCAGCAUGAUGGACUGCCAGAAGCUAUCACGAGAAGCACGCGCGCACGCAGCACAAAACAACAGGCUUCCUGUCCAAAGUGUGGCUCAAGUUCUCUAUUAUGAUCAGCAACGCCGUCGCAACGACAUGGACGGCAUUGGCAGUGUAGGUUCGGAAUCUCCUUUGACACCUGAAAAUCGGAAUGUAUACUCAUCUGAGCUUUAUCCAGUUUCAAAUGAGGUCUCAAAAUUAAGAAGAGAAAAUGAAGAACUAAAAUUAGAGAUAGCGAAGCUUACAAUGAAAAUAAAAGAGAGUGAAAAAUGUAAACUUGAAUCAGCUGUUAGUAGUCCUUUAUUAAAUGUUACUUCACCUUCAGCUGAUAAGCCUCCUUUGCAUAAAAAAUCAUUCCUAAACUCAGUGUCCAGAAAACUUGGCCGUCUUUCUCCUUUUUCACGUCAAGAUCCUGUCAUAACUCAUCCCAAAGAUCCUGUAAAACAAGACAAGAUUCGACGCUUCUCCAUAUCCUGAUAUUGUUUAUAUCGUGCAUAAUACAUGUUAGCCAACUACUGGUAAAUUUUGUUGUUGGAAUUCAAGUGUGAUUAGUUAGUCCUACAUUAAAUAGAAAUAAGUUAAAUAAAUGUUAUACAAGACACAUGUGGUGUCAACGUCUCUUGGUAUUUCUGAUCUUUAUCCAUUUGUUGAUUUGAAACUCGCCGACACUUUUUCUAAAUUACUUCUUUAACUAUGUGAGUAAUUGUUUUGUUUACUUAGUAGUACUUUGCUGUAUAGUUAUGUUUGUCUACUUAAUGAUAAUGGGUGUGUUCUGUUUUUACAAUA
Messenger RNA from Cicer arietinum (chickpea), 2475 nucleotides. Its product is annotated as BTB/POZ domain-containing protein SR1IP1-like. Lineage: Eukaryota; Viridiplantae; Streptophyta; Magnoliopsida; Fabales; Fabaceae. The record is from RefSeq and is a predicted model, not a curated record. Gene Ontology annotation, molecular function: protein binding.